AUGGAGGUUGCGCAGACGCUCGUCCGCUCCGUCAUGCGCGCCUUCUACACGACACAGGAGGUCCUGGUAAUCGAGGCGCUGGUAACACACUCGGCUCUCCGCGACGACGAGCUGGCCUACUUGAUGAAAAUGAACAUCAAGGACCUGCACAAGCUCUGCGCCUCCCUGCGCGACGCCCGCUUCCUCGUUAUGCACACGCGGCCCGAGAUGCAGCAGGGCAAGACGCGGCCCAUCAACCGAACCUACUACUACAUUGAUUACCGCCAGACCAUCGACGCCAUCAAGUGGCGCGUCUACAAGAUCGACAAGGACAUGCAAGGCGUCGCCCAGCCCGCCGACGAGUCCAAGGAGUACUUUUGCCCCAACUGCGACGCCCAGUGGACCCAGCUCGAGGUGCUCGACUCGUUCUCGCCCCAGGGCUUCACGUGUGGCCGGUGCGGCGAGGUGCUGGAGCGGUCCCAAGAGCGCGAGGCCCCGGGCCACCAGCAGCUGUCGCGCAUGAACAACCAGUUCAAGUUCAUGACGGACCUGCUGCAGGAGGUGGACAAGGUCGGCGUGCCCGAGUGCAACUUCGACAAGGCCCUGGCCAUGGCCCGCCCCGUCGUGCGCGAGCCCACCCACGAGGUGCUCGCCAGCAUUCCCGUCGACACAGGCCUCAACAAGCCCUCGGCCGUCAAGGGCCUUGCCAACGUCGGGCCCAAGACAAUGCACGUCACCAUCUCGGACGGCGACAACGAGCAGGAGAAGAUCGAGGACCGCAAGCGAAAGGAGCGCCUGCUCAAGGAGAACGCCCUGCCCUCGUGGAUCACCGAAAGCUCUGUGCCCGCCAUCAGCCAGACCCAGUCGUUUGAGAUGCGCGACGCAGAUCGCGAUGAAGACAUGGCGCCGGCGAAGAGGGUCAAACUGGAGACCGCCGAGCCUGUUCAAGAUGCAGGCGCUGCCAUGAGCUUCAAGAUGGAGCAUGACGAAGACGAGGACGAUAUCGAGUUUGAAGAUGUGGUUUGA
This is a messenger RNA of Canariomyces notabilis, 1005 nucleotides long. RefSeq lists its product as uncharacterized. Gene Ontology annotation, biological process: transcription open complex formation at RNA polymerase II promoter; transcription initiation at RNA polymerase II promoter. Bases 1 to 1005 code for a protein of 334 amino acids. Lineage: Eukaryota; Fungi; Ascomycota; Sordariomycetes; Sordariales; Chaetomiaceae. The record is from RefSeq and is a predicted model, not a curated record. The transcript has a single exon. Gene Ontology annotation, cellular component: transcription factor TFIIE complex.